UGGAAUAAAAUAGCAGGUCUCCCUCUCAAGAACCAUUCGCAAGUCUCCCACUCUCUCUCUCUCUCCGACACAAAUGGGGAAGAGCAAGGUUUCAGAUCCUCCAUGCUGCCAGAAGUACGGCGUCCCACUGUAUGGAGCUGCGUGGGCUCCACGCCACAUACGAUCGGAGCUUCUUCCGAAAGAACCAGACCAAGCAGAUGAUCCCGUUUCCGGCGAUGAAUCGCCGCCGUCGGAUGUCAUUGCCGCCAACAACUAUCUGGUGUUCGCCGGCGGUGGUGGGGAAGGCCGCAGCGGCAUCCCCAACGACGUCCUUCUCUCCCAAUUUGAUUUCGUCUCCAAUUCCCUCUCCGAUCAGCCUGUGGCUAAGCUUGGACUAGGUUCUGAUUUGCCUUACAGAAUGGCUGUGCACCCAGGUGGAGAAGGUGUUAUUUGUGCAUUACCAAAAAGUUGCAGAUGGUUUGAGUGGGGUAAAGUCAAGAGCUCUGACAUCCAUACACCGUGUCUAAAAUUGUCUAAAAAAAUGCUGACUGACUUAGAAGACAUUGGGCAACAGCUAUCAGUGACAUUUAACGAUGAAGGCUCUGUACUUGCACUCGGUGGUGAGGAUGGAAAAUUAAGGGUUUUGAAGUGGCCUAGCAUGGAAAUUAUUCUUGAUCAAUCAGAUGUUUAUACAGCAGUGAAGGAUUUAGACUUCAGCCCAGAUGGGAAAUUUCUUGCUUCCUUGGGUAGUGGUGGCCCUUGUAGGGUUUGGGACGCAACAUCAUCAACACUUGUAGCUUCUUUACCGAAGGAAAAUGAUGAGGUUUUUGGCUUCUGCAGAUUUUCUCAAAACAGCAAUAUGAAUCAAGUUCUGUAUACCACUGUGAUGCGAGGUCAGGGAGGAAGUAUUGUGACGUGGAACACAACUUCAUGGAAGAGGAUAGGUUCAAAGCAAAUAGUCCGUGACCCAGUUUCUGCCUUCAAUGUUUCAGCUGAUGGAAAGCUCCUUGCAAUUGGGACAAUUCAAGGAGACAUUUUAAUUAUCAAUUCAACCAACAUGCGGGCACAGACUUUGAUUAGAAAAGCCCAUCUUGGCAUUGUUACAACGUUGGCAUUUUCCGAAGAUUCAAGGGCUUUGGCUUCUGCAUCCAUGGACUCAAGUGCAAGAGUGACCUUAAUUCUUAAUAAGAAAAAUGGUAUGCUUCUGUGUUGCUUUCUGAUUGAACUUGUAGUGCUAGAAAACAUCCCAUUGGAAACUGGUAGGGUUCAAAUAAUGGACAAAGUCUGUUGUCCAAACUUGGGAAGUGUUAUAGCUAUGAAGGAACCAUUAAAAUGGCCAAAAUGUGUGCAGGGGAUAAUAGACAAGUUACUGGCAUAUUUACUCAUUCUAUACUUACAUUUUAUUACAUUUAUUUUGUACUUUAGUGACCAAAAGUUGUAAAUUGUUGUGCUAUUAAAUGUACAAGUGCGAGGCUGAGAUAGCAGGCCUGGGAUCAAAAUCAUACUGAGAUGGAAGGGCCUAUGCUCAAAUUAUGAGGACAGGGAAAUAAUGAUUAAUUGAGAAACCUAGAAAGUGAGGUUUAAGAUAUUGAGGUAAAUGAGUGGUUUAGUGGGAAGAGAUUUAUGAGAAAUUCUAUACCUCCGGCAUUUCCCUGAAUCUGGCACCAUUUGGUACCAGGAGGUUUUACCAUUUGCAUAUGCAAGCAUUAUGCGGCUGACAAUGCGUUUUUAAUAUCUAUUUGUCUAAAAGGUUUAAUCAUUUGCAGGCUUGAACUUGUGGGUUGUCUUACUCGUCAUCCUACUUGCAAUUGCUGCUUACUUCUGGAAGAUUCAAGGAAUCCUAAAUUAGAGGGCGUUUCCUUUGCUGCUUUAAACUUUUGAUUAUCUCCAGACAUGGUGACAACAGUGUUGAAGCGUAUAUUGUAGAGCUUAUGAAAAUUUAUUUACAUUUGGAAAACAUUUCUAUUGCAUGUCACUUAAGCUAUUGCAUGCCUACGGGAUGGUCUGGCCUACCCCAUCUGUAUCCAGGGAUCCAUCAUUUGUAUAUUUUACCCAUACAGCCUUCAAUGGAAGACCAUUUUUUUGUCA
This is a messenger RNA of Malania oleifera, 2067 nucleotides long. Its product is annotated as SEC12-like protein 2. NCBI's taxonomy places the organism in Eukaryota, Viridiplantae, Streptophyta, Magnoliopsida, Santalales, Ximeniaceae. Gene Ontology annotation, cellular component: endoplasmic reticulum membrane. Bases 74 to 1420 code for a protein of 448 amino acids. Gene Ontology annotation, molecular function: GTPase activator activity; guanyl-nucleotide exchange factor activity; protein binding. Gene Ontology annotation, biological process: protein secretion. The transcript has 9 exons. The record is from RefSeq and is a predicted model, not a curated record.